UUCAGUCGGGUUCAAUGGAUAUGUUGGAUGUAGAGUCGACCGACACUGGGGCUGCGAAACGACAAGUAUCUGUAUUGUUAUUGCAUAUUAUCUUCGAAAACUUUGGAUCUGAACGGUUCAAUUAUUUUUUCGAAACUUCCGAUUUAAAUCUGUGUGCGAUAUGACUAGCUAACGGAACCUACAAGAUUCAUUUCCAGUAUGUGGAAUAGCGAUAGGUACUUCGUCAUUGCCUGGAAGGGAACGCCUGGUUAAGGGUAACAGUACUAGAAAGAUUAGUCUUUGCUUCAUAGCGUUUUAUCUUCCUGGCAACUUUUCAAAAAUGCACAGAAGGUUGCUUCUACGGAUUUUCCACAUCACCUCUGUGUUGGUGUUACUGUACGAUCUUGGCGACUGCAUCAAAAGUACAGCCUCUGAGCAGACCUCCCGCCUCUCUGCCUAUGAGGUCACUGUGCCCAGACGCAUCAGCAGACAGAGGAGAGACCUAGAUGACCAGGGAAAAGAAAAGGUGUCCUAUGUUAUCCAAGCCCAGGGAGAGGAGCACGUCUUGGUCUUGGAGAAAAACGAGUUGUUGCUUCCGGCUGACUUCACUGUGUUCACAUAUGACAAAGAUGGCUCUCUCAUCACACAGAAACCCAACAUGCAGAAUCACUGCCACUACAGAGGCUAUGUGGAGGACAUAGAGGGCUCUUCUGCAUCACUCAGCCUGUGUUCAGGACUCAAUGGGCGUCUAGUCAUGGGCAGUUCGUCCUAUGGCAUCGAGCCCCUGGAGGGGUCUGAGGAGUUUGAGCACGUGGUGUACCGUGUGGAAGACCAGGACAUGGGGCCGCUGGGCUGCGGGACCACGCAUGACCACGUCCGCGAACACAACGACACCUCUGACGCUGAUGCUGAUGCUGACACAGACGCCGCCAACCCUGAUCAGAUCAUUGGCCACUCACCCAGCGAUGUGUUUGGGGAGACGGUCAGCCAUUUAAUCAGGAACAAGCGAGCCAUCAUGCUGCAGACUCACUAUGUGGAGCUGAUGCUGGUGGUGGAUGUGGAGAGAUUUAAUUAUAAUAACAGGAACGACACCUAUGUUCGAGAGGAGAUGGUCCAACUCGCCAACCACCUUGACAGUAUGUAUCAGCAGUUGAAUAUCCGUGUGGUGCUGGUGGGUCUGGAGAUCUGGACCCAGGCCAACCCUAUCAGCCUGGACGGCAGUGCGGGGGACGUGCUGGGACGCUUCGUGGACUGGAGGAAGAAGGAGCUGCUGCCACGUAUACGCCACGACAGUGCACAGCUCAUACUUAAAAAGGGUUUCGGGGCUACAGUGGGCAUGGCCUUCAUCAGUGCUGUGUGUUCCAGUAACCAUGGAGGGGGCAUCAACUCAUUUUCCAACCACCAGGUGGCGCCCUUUGCCUCGAUCGUAGCUCACGAGCUGGGCCACAACCUGGGCAUGAACCAUGACGAUGAUCGCCAGUGUAACUGUCCAGCCAAGAGCUGCAUCAUGGGCUCCGGAGCCAGUGGUGCCACCAACUUCAGCAGCUGCAGUGCGGAUGACUUUGAGAAGAUGACUCUGCGUAUGGGCCGCAGCUGCCUGCUGAACGUGCCGCGUCCGGACGAGGCCUACACCACCCCCUACUGCGGAAACAAGCUGGUGGACCUGGGAGAGGAGUGUGACUGCGGCUCCGAACAGGAGUGCCAGAAGGACCCCUGCUGUGAGCCCAAGACGUGUAAGCUCAGGUCCUGGGCCCAGUGUGCCUAUGGAGAGUGCUGCAAGAACUGCAAGUUCCUGCCGGGUGGCUACGAGUGUCGUUCCCGUUCAGAUGAGUGCGACCUCCCCGAGUACUGCAAUGGCUCCUCCCCCGUGUGCCAGCAGGACGUCUACGUGCAGAACGGGCACCUGUGCCGCAACGGCAAAGCCUACUGCUACAACGGCCAAUGCCAACACUACGAGGGGCAGUGCCAGGCCCUGUUUGGACCAAAGGCAAAGUCAGCUCCAGACGCUUGUUUCGAGUUUGUCAACUCUAAAGGCGACCGCUUUGGAAACUGUGGCUACCACGACAGAGGUUACAGAAGAUGUGAGACCAGGAACGCCAAGUGUGGCAAGCUGCAGUGUGAGAACGUGAACUCGGGCACGGUGUUUGGCAUCAACCCGUCCUUCAUCCAGACGCCCAUUGGCAGUACCAAGUGCUGGGGGGUGGACUUCAUGCUCGGGCCCGACGUUCCUGACCCGGGCAUGGUGGGCGAGGGCACCAAGUGUGGCGAGAACAAGGUUUGCUUGAACUACGAGUGCAAAGAUGCUGCAGAGCUGAACUAUGACUGUAACAUGGAGACCAAAUGCCAUGGUCAUGGGGUCUGCAACAGCAAUAAGAACUGCCACUGUGAGUAUGGCUGGGCGCCUCCAUUCUGCGCAGAUCAGGGCUACGGGGGCAGCACGGACAGUGGCCCCACAUGGGACGAUAAGGACACGUCCACGAGGGACGGCCUGCUGGUCUUCUUCUUCCUGGUGCUGCCCCUGCUGCUGCUGGGCCUCUACGUCUUCUUCAGACGCAACGAGCUGCGACAACGCUUCCGCCGCAGGAAACGCUCGAGGGGCUACGAGGCUGAGCCAGUGCCGCAGGACAACAACCGUGCCCCUCCCCCCCAGAGACCAAACCCAAACAUAGUCAAAAACGGGCACCAAGCUCAGUUAUUGCCACCAGAAGAGGUCGUCCAGACGAGUAGGACCACCUCUGCACCAGCGUAUGCUCCGAGACCACCUCGGCCUCCUGUCAAGCCCUCUCCUGCUGCAGCUAACCUAGUGCCUCAGAGACCUCCUCCUCCACCCCCUGUAUAGCCACACCAACGCCAAUGCCACGCCACGCCACUGCAGAGGACCACACUGCAUCAUGGGAACUCGUGCUGUCCAAAAACAGUGCUUCAGGACAUGGGAGGAGUUUUUUUUAGAGUGAUCUCUCUUCCUCCAGUGGCCUCCUCAUGCUGGCCCCAGACCCCCAUCCUCUGACACUCCUCCAAGGCCUACUGCACAGUACCUUCCAGCAAGAAGUAGUGUCACAAAAGGCUUUCAGGGUUAAACGCUCACCCCGUCCCACCGGAAUCACAACGCUGUCACUUUAACCAGUACAAACCUCCUCGCAGCAGCAUGACGACUCUGAGCACACAUGAUGGCCGAGCCACAUGAUGAACCCUCGUCCAAUGAGGUGGCCUCUGGCCGGGACAAGACUCUACCUACAGUCACUAUGGCGAAACAUGCAGAUUGUUUUCAUUAUUGUUUUUGUUUUUUAAAAAAUGUGUUUAUUAUUAUUAUGGGCAACACAGGACCACUAUUACCGAUUGCACUUCACCAGGCUCUGUUCUCGCAAUAGGAAUGUACAGAAACAACAUAAACGACAAAAAAAGAAUAUAUAAGCCAUGCGAUUGAGAUUGAGCAGGGCAUGUUGGCAUACGUAUGGAUAGGUCUUGAAUUGUCUUUACUGUUUGUCGUCGUGAUGAUGAGCACUGCUUUGUUUUUGUUUUAUGAUGAGCCUCUCUAAUCCUUGUGUGGAAUGUGAUUUCGGCACCUGCUGGUGGACUGCAGACUUCUUUGUUAUUUCAAGAUACUAGUUUUCCACGUGAACCGAUAU
Engraulis encrasicolus (European anchovy) is the source of this 3605-nucleotide messenger RNA. It is a transcript of the gene adam9a, whose product is annotated as ADAM metallopeptidase domain 9. The record is from RefSeq and is a predicted model, not a curated record. Gene Ontology annotation, molecular function: metalloendopeptidase activity. The coding region runs from base 320 to 2818 and encodes 832 amino acids. Lineage: Eukaryota; Metazoa; Chordata; Actinopteri; Clupeiformes; Engraulidae. Gene Ontology annotation, cellular component: plasma membrane. Gene Ontology annotation, biological process: proteolysis. The transcript is spliced from 23 exons.